Hansenula ciferrii is the source of this 1113-nucleotide messenger RNA. RefSeq names its product complex I NDUFA9 subunit family protein. Bases 1 to 1113 code for a protein of 370 amino acids. Lineage: Eukaryota; Fungi; Ascomycota; Saccharomycetes; Phaffomycetales; Wickerhamomycetaceae. Gene Ontology annotation, cellular component: mitochondrion. Gene Ontology annotation, molecular function: protein-containing complex binding. The record is from RefSeq and is a predicted model, not a curated record. The transcript has a single exon.
AUGUUCAGAAAUACUUUGGCUAAGGGAAGGUUGAUUCAGGUGAGAUUUCAAUCUUCGAAUAUCUUGAAAAGUGAUAUCAAUAUUACCAGAACUGGGGAUGUCAAAAUUGCAGUUGGUCAUAAUGGUCGUUCUUCAAGAACUGGUUAUACUGCAACUGUUUUCGGUGCUUCAGGGUUCUUGGGACGCUACUUGACUUCAAAAUUAGCCAAGAAUGGUACUAUCACAGUUGUUCCAUUCAGAGAUGAAUUGAAAUCUAAAUUUUUGAAAGUUCCUGGUGAUUUAGGUGUUGUUAAUUUUGUGGAGUUUGAUAUUAGGAAUCUUGAAUCUAUCAACGAAGCUGUUAAGUAUUCGGAUAUUGUCUAUAAUUUAAUUGGUGUUGACUAUGAUACAAGAAAUUUCACUCAAGCAGAUGUAAACAUUGAAGCGGCUAGAAGAAUUGCACAAGCAACAAAAGAUCAUGGUGUUCCAAGAUUAGUUCAUGUUAGUUCCUAUAACGCUGAUCCGACUGCUGAUAAUAUCUUUUUUGCCACAAAAGGUCAUAGUGAAGCUGCUGUACGUGCCAUCUAUCCAGAUGCUACAAUUGUUAGACCAGCCCCAAUGUAUGGUAGAGAAGAUAAAUUAUUAAAUGUUUUAGCUGAAGUUACCUCAUUCUUUACUUUUAACCACAACAGAGAAACUCUUUAUCCUGCUCAUGUAUUGGAUGUUGCAACUGCAUUAGAGAAAAUUGGAUUUGAUGAUUCAACAACUGGUCAAACUUUUGAGUUAUAUGGACAAGAGCAAUUUUCAAUUAAACAAAUUAGAGAUUUGAUUGAACCAGUUACUAGAAGAGACUAUAAGAAUUUAAAUGUUCCAAAAGACUUGGGCUUACUGUUAUCAAAAGUCUUACCAGGUUUCUUAUGGCCAAGUCAAGAUCAAAUCAAUAAGAAAUUUAUUGAUCAAAAUAUCGAUACAACUGCUAAAACUUUCGAUGAUUUAAAGAUUGUACCAGAUAGAUUACAAGACCUUGUUUUCAGAUAUACUCACGACAGAAGAACAUAUUUGCAUGCCCAAGAUUUACCACCUACUGAAAAAGAACUCAGAGAAAAGAGAGAGACUGUGAGUGUUCUUGAUUGA